Setaria italica (foxtail millet) is the source of this 1113-nucleotide messenger RNA. RefSeq lists its product as uncharacterized. Bases 343 to 858 code for a protein of 171 amino acids. Lineage: Eukaryota; Viridiplantae; Streptophyta; Magnoliopsida; Poales; Poaceae. The record is from RefSeq and is a predicted model, not a curated record. The transcript has 2 exons.
GGUGGCCGGUGCCACGCACUCGCAGCGAGUGGCGUCGUCGUCGCCGGCCGGCCUCGCCUCGGCUCUCCCUGCUUUUCUUCCACCGACCAGCGCCAGGCCCUAUAAAAUACCACGCCCGGCCCCCCAUGGCAUCGUGUCGCCACGCCAUUACUCACCAGCAACCACCUCCGCUGAUUCCCGCACACGUCGUCGCAUUCCCCGAUCUGGGAGUAGUAAACUUUACUCCAGCAGGGGAAAGGACCGUACGGAUAAGUUCUUACUCUCAUCCUUGGAUAGAUCCGUUCCUUCGCUGAUCCGCCUCUGCUCAGAGCCUCAGGCUAGCUGUUUCUUCACCGUUCCAUCAUGUCCAUGGCCACGAGAGCGCUCGCCGCCGUCGUCACCGGCCGCCGGGCGGCCGAGCAGAGUGGGCUCGCCGCCGUUCUCUCGUCGUGCAGGAGCGGAGGAACUCGGGGUCUGUCGCACAGCAGCGCCCAACAGCGCCGGGAGGACCAGAGCGCCGGCGACCGUCACGACGCGGCGGCGGCGGCGGCGGUCACCGCGGCGCAGGUGGAGGCGUCGCUGAACCGCAAGAACGUGGAGGUGGUGCAGGGGGACCGGUCCGCGACGCUGCUCCCCGACGAGGCGGCCGACGCGCUGGGCGGCGUGGGCGCCGAGGAGGCCGCCGACGCCUGGGUGCCCGACCAGGAGACGGGGGUCUUUGUCCCCGCCGAGGAGGCCGCCGGCAACGGCCACGGCGGCCCGCACGAGCAGCCUGCUGGGCCGUCGGUGCUGGACCAGGCGGUGUUCGUGCGCGAGGACAUGGAGGACGUCGAGAGGCCUCCCGUCGACAUGGCCAGCGCCCACGGCGGCGCCAAGUGAACAACCCCACCAUGCGCGCCGCCGGCGACGACCGUGUAGGCUCUCACCCCGGACGAUAGCUGUAGGCCUGUAGCAAAUAAGCUUUCUGAUGAUGGAAUAAACCGUGUCUCCUCUUUCUAGAACGUUCCAGAAGUUAUCAGUUCAGAGCUCCAAGAGUUCGCAUCUCAAGUUCUUUGGCAAUGGCAACUUCAGUAACCUGCACACAUUCCAGUGUAGUCUGUGUCACCUGUGAAGGCACUGUAUCUGUACCCGGUA